AUGGUCGGUUCGCCCUUCUUUGGGCUCAACUCUCUGCGGGGCCUCAGCAGGGCUCGACUCUUUUCUACGGCCUCUCAUGCUUUCGAUGUUGCCGUCAUAGGAGGGGGCCCCGGUGGGUAUGUCAGCGCCAUCAAGGCAGCCCAACUAGGUUUGAAGACCGCUAUCAUCGAGAAGAGGUCCGCGCUGGGGGGUACCUGCCUGAACAUAGGAUGUAUUCCCUCGAAGUGUCUCCUCCAUUCAUCUCAUGAAUACUCCGCUCUAAAAAGCGGCGGUACUUUGAAGAAAAUUGGAGUGAGUAUUGAUUCGUCAUCGGCUGCUGCUGACUUGACUGCCAUGCAUCGACAUCGGACCCGAACAGUCCAAAUGCUCACUAAAGGCGUCAAGGGUCUCAUGGACAAGAAUGGGGUUACACAAUUCCACGGCCUCGGACGCUUUACGAAUGCCAACACUUUGGAGGUCGACAUUACCGAUGGAGCUAGCGCGUCUAUCGAGGCAAAGCACUACGUGGUAGCUACGGGUUCCGACUCCUCCUCGCUACCUUUCCUCAAGAUUGACGGUGAUGUCAUUGUGACAAGCACUGAAGCCUUGGAGUUCCCAGAGGUACCUGAGUCAAUGGCGGUGAUCGGUGGUGGAGUGAUCGGCCUCGAGCUGGGCUCAGUAUGGGCCCGAUUGGGCACUAAAUCACCGUUGUUGAGUACAUGCCGCAUAUCCUCCCAACAGCCGAUCUGGACGUAUCCCAAGCUCUACAGAAGUCUCUACAAGGCAUGA
Messenger RNA from Perkinsus marinus ATCC 50983, 768 nucleotides. Its product is annotated as Dihydrolipoyl dehydrogenase, putative. The record is from RefSeq and is a predicted model, not a curated record. Gene Ontology annotation, molecular function: dihydrolipoyl dehydrogenase (NADH) activity; flavin adenine dinucleotide binding. The coding region runs from base 1 to 768 and encodes 255 amino acids. The transcript is spliced from 7 exons. Gene Ontology annotation, cellular component: oxoglutarate dehydrogenase complex; mitochondrion. Lineage: Eukaryota; Perkinsozoa; Perkinsida; Perkinsidae.